AUGGGAUUGUGUAAGUUUAUCGACUUUGUUCUUCAUAUUGCCAAAAACCUAUUGUAUGAAGAAGAAGAUAUCACUACCAGAAAUAUGAACUUAGAUUUCUUAUCAGGAAUUUCACCACAAUUCUUAAUUCAAGAAAUCAACGAAGUAAUUGAAUGGAUCAUUGUCAAUGAAGUAGACCAGGCAAAUGUUAUAAUUGCUCAAUUAAAAGUGGUCAGCAACUUGAUGAAAAUUGAAGCUACUAUACUAGCCACUCCAAUUCAGUUCUUGAAUAAGGAUGACAAUAUUAGUCUCAACCUCAACUUUUAUACUGAAGGAAUUAGCCAAGUUGGUCAGUUGCAGAAUGUGGAAUACGAUGAAUCAGUUAUUCCCGAAGGCGCAUUCUCAAAAUUUAUCCAAUUAGAUAUGGAAAACAAAAACAUCCCAUUAGAAUUGAAUGAUGUACCAUUAGAUACUGCAUUGACGUAUAUUAAAGCUAUUUUUGAAACUGUGGAGAGAUUUAUUAGAGAAGCCAAUGAAAUUAAUUCUAUAAAUCAAUUACAAGAUUACUUGGAAUAUAAUAUUAAUUAUCCAAUUGAUACAUUUUCAGUAUUUUCUCGAGGAUUGUUUCAGUUAUUCUUUAUUCGUGAUGAUAAAUCGAUAUUUGGAUCUUUAGAAUACAAUUUGACUAAUUUGUCAACCGAAUUAAUCGAGAAUUUAGUGGGGAAAAACACAAUUGUACUUAAUAACCUCGAAUCAUCAUUAUCCCAACUUAAAGAUUCAACAAGAAACGACUUGAUGUCUCGAUAUGUUGGCGUGCUUCAGGAUAUGGAAGGGGGAAUUUAUCAUAAUCUCACUGUAUUCGGAUGCAAUCCUUGUCGACAACAACAAUUAAUCUCGAAGGGAUUGGUGAUUUGGGAUACGUUACAAGUAGGAUGGGAAUCAUUCGAAGUGGAUCUUCAUCAGUCGUAUGGCAUAGGGGACGAGUUUGCAACUGGUGAAGUUUCAAUCAGUGUUACUUCAUACAUCUACUACACCAAGAUCAAGAUGAUGAUGCAAUUAUUAUUGAACGGGUUUGAACUUGAAUUAUAUAAGCCCUUUGAAAUUUACCUUAUCUUAUGGUAUGGUGACUAUUUAGCCCAAAAUUUGGUUGACCAUUUACAAAAUCGAGUAACUCGAAUCAUUAUUGGUAAAAUCGAGCAUCUUGAAACUGUUAUUCCUAAGAGAAUCAAGAAAUUGAAAGCUGGUGUUAAGAAGGAACAAUUGAAAGAAUUAAAUAAAUACAACCACGAAGUUAUAUUACCCCAAUUAACAGCUACACUCAACUACAAUCAAGAUUAUUUAACAAAAUCAUAUCAAACUUUAUUAACAUUGCUUCGAGCAAACAUGAAGUAUCUUGCUACGUUAUCCAAAAUUGGGUUGAUUGACUUCACAAAGGGUCCCUCACAUAGUUUAACAUCUUUGGAACAUCUUUAUUACCUUAGAUUAAAGCCGUGGUCCUCUAUUGGUGUACCUAACUUCCCCACCUAUCAAAAUUACCAACAGAUUAUCACUGCAACUUUACCUGAACGCGAUAAUAGAUCUACCUUGUUUAGAUGUCUUGAAUUAUUGGCAUCACUGAAGAGCGGGUUGGCCACAUGCCGCAAGGAGUAUGAAAUCAUUCUUGGCUAUAUCAAACGUGAUACCAGGAACUUUGUUUCUAAUUCUAAGGUGAAUGAAUGGUACCAUGAAUUCAUCUCAAGUAUUGAUGUGCUUGAAGAAAACAUUGGUUUGUUGAGUAAACUAAUUUCCCAAAACAAAGACGACUUGCUGAAGAUCAAUAAGGAAUACAAAAUUAAAGUAGACAAAGGGGUCCAUAGAUAUAUACCAAACCUUUCUGUUGUUCCUAAAUAG
This is a messenger RNA of Spathaspora passalidarum NRRL Y-27907, 1869 nucleotides long. RefSeq lists its product as uncharacterized. Lineage: Eukaryota; Fungi; Ascomycota; Pichiomycetes; Serinales; Debaryomycetaceae. The coding region runs from base 1 to 1869 and encodes 622 amino acids. The record is from RefSeq and is a predicted model, not a curated record. Gene Ontology annotation, biological process: N-terminal peptidyl-methionine acetylation. Gene Ontology annotation, cellular component: NatC complex. The transcript has a single exon.